This is a messenger RNA of Candoia aspera, 3238 nucleotides long. RefSeq names its product family with sequence similarity 193 member B (gene FAM193B). Gene Ontology annotation, cellular component: cytoplasm; nucleus. NCBI's taxonomy places the organism in Eukaryota, Metazoa, Chordata, Lepidosauria, Squamata, Candoiidae. The coding region runs from base 110 to 2947 and encodes 945 amino acids. The record is from RefSeq and is a predicted model, not a curated record. The transcript is spliced from 10 exons.
AAGCAGCAGCGGCUGUGGCGGCGAGCGGCGUUAGCGGCGGCGAGCGGCAACGGCAUUAGCGGCGGCGAGCAGCGGCGGCGGGCGCGACUGCGUGGGGCGCAGGACAAGCAUGACUCGCAGGCGGAAUAAGGCGGUGGGCGCGGCUGGGGCGCGGCGGGAGCGGGCGGGGGGAGCAGCCCCCCCCGAGCCGCCUGCGCCCCCCGCCGGGCCCGGCCUUCCCGAGACACCCGAAGUGGCGGCGGUGGCGGCGGCGAGCGGCGCGGAGCAGGGCAGAGCCUCACAGGCGCUGCCUACUUCCAACCAGUCGGUGCAAACGUGCUGCUUGCUGUGCCACCGGGAGCGCAAAGACUGGGGAGGGCCAUCCCAUAAUGGGCUGGUAUCCCCAGGUGAGCGGCUGCCCCCAGACUUUGUACCAACAUUGGUGCAGAACCUUCUGGGAGAGAUGCCACUCUGGAUCUGCCAAAGCUGUAGGCAGAGUGUAGAAGAGGAAGAAAGAAGAGCAGUCCAGGAGCAGGCUCUGGCGGUCUCACUGUCACAUACGGCCUGUAAGUCACAAUCCUGCGGGGCAGGCUCCCACUCCUCUUCGUCUUCAUCAUCUUCAUCCUCGUGCCAUGGGAACUCAGGAGACUGGGACCCCAGCUCCUUCCUGUCCGCACACAAGCUCUCGGGGCUCUGGAACUCCCAGCAUGCAAAUGGGGCAGCUCAGGGGAGCUCCCUUGGGGGAACACCUGUUGUACCAGGUGACAAGCACCCCGGCCUCUCUCCGGAGUGUGUCAACCAGGCCCCUGCUGUAGGAGGUGGGCUCAAAGCCUGUCCUUACAGCCACGUGUUCACCCCAGCUCCCAGCGGCACCCCCGACUCACCUCUGCCUACCUCACUCGACUUCUGCAAAACGCUGCCCAAGCAGUUCAAGAGCAUGUGUCGGAGACCCACCCCGCCAGGAGAGGCCUUCCACUCCUCAGAGCACCACCGGCAUGUGGACCUCACUGCUCCACCCAACAGCCCCACAGGCCUCCCCUCGCAGCCACCGGCACUCCUUCCUGCAAAGCAGAUGCCUGCCCACGCUGGGCCCUACAGCUCUCCUCCUCACGUUCACUUGAGCUCUUCACCGCAGGCGGCCCCAUUUCCUACACCAGCCCUUAGUCCACAUGCGCCAGCCCCCAAGCCAGGAGCAGAAUCCCCUCCUACUGGACCUUGUAAGAGCCCACACUUACCCACUGCCAAUGUGCCACUGCUGAAGAUUCCACCUCCUGUAGGCUGCACCCAUCCCUGCAACGGGCACUGCAGUGGUUCCUUGGCACCUCCUACCGCAUCACAUCAGCUACCCAGCACCAACAGGGACCCUGCCUGCAAGGGUCAUAAGUUUCCAAACGGUACAAGCUGUCACGCACCACAGUCCUGUGAGGCAGAUGAGGGGCUUGGUGAGGAUGAGGACAGCAGCUCUGAGCGUAGCUCCUGCACCUCAUCCUCCACUACCCAGAAAGAUGGGAAAUUCUGUGACUGCUGCUACUGUGAGUUCUUUGGCCACAAUGCGCCUCCAGCUGCUCCAACAAGCCGGAAUUACGCUGAGAUCCGGGAAAAGCUGCGCUCCAGACUGACCAAGAGAAAAGAGGAACUUCCUCAAAAGUUGGGGCACAGCAGUAGCUCGGGAGAACCAGCUGUAGACCACCGGGACGUGGAUGAGCUGCUGGAUUAUAUUAACAGCACUGAGCCAAAGCCUCUGAACAGUGCCAAGGCUGCUAAGCGUGCGCGCCACAAGCAGAAGAAGAAGGAGAAGGAAAAGGCCCAGCUAGAGGCUGAGGCUCAGAAGCGGGUAGAUCGAAGCCCACCAACAGGUCAAGAUCAGGAGCUGCCUGAAGAAAAGCUUCUGGAGUGGCCCCAGCUAGAACUGGAGCGAGUGAACAGUUUUCUGAGCAGCCGACUACAGGAGAUCAAGAACACCAUCAAGGAUUCCAUUCGCGCCAGCUUCAGUGUCUAUGACCUCAAUUUAGAUGUCAAUGACUUCCCCAAAAAAGCUGCUGUGCUGGAACAGAAGAACCUGCUCUCCCACCUCAAUGGCUCCUCUGAGCUGCAAGAGAUUGACCUUGACCUAUCUCCACUCAGUCUGAAUGCGCCACAUAAUCAUACAUUACUGAGAAAUGAGGUGGGUCCUCGAUGGGCUGAAGGCCCUGGAGAGGUAGUACCGCCACCAGCCUCCGAAAAUGGUGUGGUAAAAAGGCUGAAUGCUGUACCCAACCUCUCUCGCAUGAUUUGGGUUCAAUCACCCAAGGCAACAGACUCUCCCCAAGAAAUUGGAGCUAACCACGAAUCAAAGGAGGCAGCAUCGAGCAGGGGAACGGAAGUGCUAGAACAAGUGCCCAUCACUGGAAAGCAGAGAAAGGGUAAACGGCAGGGCUGCCCAGCAAAGAAGGGGGAAGCUAUCUCCACUAGUGAUAACUCUGGCUCCAAGGGGGUGGGGCAGAAGAAUCUCCCCAAGGGCAACCUUUCCGAAGCCCCAAGAGGCACCAGUAACGCCGAGCAAGGCGAUGGUGCCAGAGGGCUGCGACAGAGCCAGGGAUGGAGUUGCAGUGGCUCUAAGGCAGACAAAGAGAAGAGCGUUGAUGGGAAGAAUCGGAGAGGGGAAGGCAGAGCUGAUCAGGCUGAGCAAGAGCCUGCUCCGUCUGGGCCUGGGGACCGGCAUCUCCCCCACAUAGCUGUCCCAGAUGAUUUGCCUCAACCAAAGGGCAAAGGCAAGAAGAGUAGGAACAAAAUGGAGAAAACGAGCCCUUCCAUUGAUGAUGUGUUCCUGCCCAAAGACUUGGAUAGUGUGGAGAUGGAUGAGACUGACAGAGAAGUGGAAUACUUCAAGCGGUUUUGCCUGGACUCAGCCAAGCAGACCCGACAAAAAGUGGCUGUGAACUGGACCAAUUUCACCCUGAAGAAAACCACUUCAAGUGCAGCUCAGUGAGGUGUGCGGUGCAGCCCUGGUAUAUCUGCACCUCACCUCCCCUCCUCCCAAACCCAUAGACAGACACUUGACCUCACUGACCCUUGGCCCUCCCCUUUCCCCUCCCCAUGGGGCUCCCAUCCCUAGCCCAUAGGCAGGGCCUGGACAGCCCAUGUCCCUCACCUCUCAGUGUUCGACGUUCGGGGAGAUGCUGACUGAGCCGCCCCAAGCCCAGGGGCAGUCUUAUUCAGCCAAGGCCCAGCGUGGCACAGGGACCAGGCUGCACCCAAUAAAGGACUUUUUAAUUUUUUA